Messenger RNA from Vigna radiata var. radiata (mung bean), 670 nucleotides. Its product is annotated as calmodulin-like protein 8. The transcript has 4 exons. NCBI's taxonomy places the organism in Eukaryota, Viridiplantae, Streptophyta, Magnoliopsida, Fabales, Fabaceae. Gene Ontology annotation, molecular function: enzyme regulator activity; calcium ion binding. The record is from RefSeq and is a predicted model, not a curated record. The coding region runs from base 70 to 522 and encodes 150 amino acids.
UCAAAAUUUCUAUACACAUGAAUAAAAUUUCUCUCUCUGUUUUCUGAGUGAAGCAUUAACACAAACACCAUGGCAGAUGUUCUGAGCGAAGAACAGAUUGGUGAGAUCAAAGAAGCCUUUGGCUUGUUUGACAAAGAUGGAGACGGGUGCAUCACUGUGGAAGAAUUGGCCACUGUUAUCCGAUCACUGGAUCAGAACCCCACGGAAGAAGAGCUCCAAGAUAUGAUAAACGAGGUUGAUGCAGAUGGCAACGGAACCAUAGAAUUUGUUGAGUUUUUGAACUUAAUGGCGAAGAAAAUGAAAGAAACUGAUGCAGAAGAAGAUCUCAAAGAGGCCUUCAAGGUGUUUGACAAAGAUCAAAAUGGUUACAUUUCAGCAAGUGAGUUGAGACACGUUAUGAUAAAUCUUGGUGAGAAAUUAAGUGACGAGGAGGUGGAGCAGAUGAUCAAAGAAGCGGAUUUGGACGGUGAUGGUCAAGUUAACUAUGAUGAAUUUGUGAAGAUGAUGAUGACCGUUGGAUGAAAUUUUUCAUAUGUUUUCUUAUUAAUGUUUGUUGUAUUAUAAUUAAUGUAGCACAUAUGCAUGAUGUGAAUCACCAAUAUACAUUAGCUUCACAUCUCAUAAUAUAUAUAUUUAUAUAUAUAUUUAUAUUCAUUUGUUCAAAAUUCCA